CGUUGUCCUGUGUCGCUGCAAUACAAAUAAGUUCUGAUUAAAUAGAAGUGACAAGUAAAGUGCAAUCUAGAAGAAUACUAGAAAGUGAAUCUAGAAUAUUUUGGAAGAUUAAGGGAUAAACGUAUUCGCUCUCAUUUAUUUGAGAAUUCACAGAUUAGUUUUAGGUGAUCAUCAUGUCACAGUGGAAUAGUGGGCCUUAUGGUCAAGAUCCUAAUCAAGCAUAUUAUGCUGGUCAGCCGGGAUACCCUCCUCAACAACCAGGGUACCCUCCCCAGCAACCAGGGUACCCUCCUCAGCAACCAGGAUAUCCCCCUCAGGGUGGCUACCCUCCUCAAGGCGGCAUGCCUCCACCAAGUGGCUACCCACCUGCACCAGGAUUCCAGCAACCUCCUCCUUAUGGAGGACAAAGUGACCCUUACAGUGCAGGUGAACAAGUACCCUUCUAUGGUAGUAGUGCCGGAACCUACGGAGGAGCUGGCUACGAGGAUCCCGAGGUGAAAGGAUUCGGCUUCAGCGACCAGACAAUUCGAAGAGGAUUCAUAAGAAAAGUGUACUCGAUCCUUGCCGUUCAGCUAGCGAUAACCUUGGCAUUCAUUUGUUGGCUGCUCUACCACGUUCCCAGUCAGAAAUACGUCCAAAAUAAUCCGGCGUUGUUCUACGUUUCUCUUGCUACAGUGUUUGUUACCUUAAUAUGCUUGGCUUGCUGUGGCGAAAUUCGCAGAAAGGCUCCUAUGAAUUUCAUAUUUCUGUUCAUAUUCACCGUGGCUGAAUCUUUCAUGCUGGCGACUGCAGCUUCAACCUACAAGGCUGAUGCUGUCGCAAUGGCUGUCGGCAUUACGGCCGCCGUUUGCUUCGGGUUGACUUUGUUUGCAUUCCAAACGAAGUGGGAUUUCACCAUGAUGGGGGGAAUUCUCUUUGUGGCAGUUUUGAUUCUUUUCAUUUUUGGCAUCGUCGCCAUCUUCUUCCACAACAAGAUAGUGCAAAUGGUGUACGCUUCUUUGGGAGCGUUAAUAUUCUCGGUGUAUCUGGUCUACGACACUCAGCUGAUGAUGGGCGGCAAGCAUAAGUAUUCCAUCUCUCCGGAGGAGUACAUUUUUGCAGCCAUCAAUCUGUAUGUUGAUGUCAUCAAUAUUUUCAUGUACAUAUUGGCGAUAAUAGGCCAUUCCAGAGAUUAAGGUUUCUGGAGCUCGGUUUUGUUUUUUGUUUAGACACUACAGAUAAUUCUGCUAGGAAUACUCACUCACCAUGGUCCUUGGUUAUAUCAAUUUAUUGGGAAAUCACUAAUAAUAUCACGUUACAUUUUUUACAUUUUCAAUCCAAUGAUGUAAUAGAAUUGAAAAGAAAUAACCGUUUGACUGAUGUACAUUUUUAUGUUGAACAUGUACUUGAAUUCAAGAAUGAACAGUACCUGCAACUGGGCAACAAUAUAAGGUAAUAAAAAGUAGGGUGGAUCUAAGAAUAUGAAAUUAAAGAAUCACAAUUAAAGAAAACAAAAUCCGGAUUUUGUUUUCUCUAUUUCUACUCUACUCCAAAAACAUAUUGUAACAAGAAAUGCAUCCCUCUUGGAUACCAUUUUAUUCUUCCAUCAAAAAACUGUCUGCUUCUAAUCUAGUUUAGAUAAGACAAAUAUAUAAUGAUACUUAAAAAUUGUGACCUUUUAUCUUAGAAGAGUUUUUCAUUAACCUGUUACUAACAUUCUUGACACUGUCUUUUUGCUUUUCAAAGUUCCCCGCACUGUUUGUGGGGAACUCUAUGUCUUUAUUUAUUUCCAACUAUAUAACUUGAAUGAGUCUCCAAAAAAAUUUAUUAGAGUUUCAUUAAACUUUGCGAUACUGAGUGGUCUCUCUUAGAAAAAAUGUUAGGGGACGAUUUAAAAAAAUCAGUAGAGAGAAUAUAUUCAUAAACCUCUAACAAAUUACACUUCAGUUAGAAAUAAACUGUCCUAAUCUGUGCAGUUCAGGCAGCGUUAUACUCUUUUUGUAGUUAUGAAACUUUUGAAUCUGAUUUUCCCUGAUUUGAUAGGACCUCCCUAGUAGUCAUGCCUUGCUUUUAAGUAACAUAUGCUCUAGUAGAAUUUUCUGUAGUUUGUAUCGUAUACAUUAAUAUAAAUAUGUUUUUUUGAUGUUCUUUGUUGUUCAAAAUAUAUUACACUAGUUAUUGUGCUAGGAAUUUGUUUAUAUAACUUGGAAAGGUGAGUCACUUUAUGGUAGCUGCAAGAUUGUUUUUCAAUCAACAGAAUGAAAAGUUUUAUUUCGGUACAUGAACCUACUUACCAUAAUUUUUUUUUUUCAAUCGAUUGACAAUUGACUUCAGUCGUACAAUAGUUUUCGUGACAUUUUUAAGUAGUUAAAUUUGAGAGGAUAUUUUUUAUUUUUUUGUUUUCAUCCACAAAUACAUUUAUUGUAAAGCAAAUAAUUUCAACAUAUCAAAUUUGCAAUAAUUUUAAUCAUUUCCGAAUUCAUCAGAUCAUCAAGUGAAAAAGUGUUAACACGGAGGUGAAUUUUGAGUUAAUUUUGCCCCUAACCAAAGGUUUGGAUGUAUUUGGAAAACCUAAGGCUCAAUUGGACUGGAGAAUUGUCAAUUUUCAACUGUGAAUCUUAUUUUGAACUCAAAAAUGCCUAACUGCACUAGACUUAGAUAACUUGUUCUUUAGGUUUAUAGCUUUACAGUCUAACGAUUUUUAUUUAUCAAUUUGAAGACAAUAAACAACAAUUCUUUUCAAACCUUUGAAUUAUUCAUAUAAAAUGUCUCGAUUUGUAUAUCAUUUUAAUCAAUUGUAUGUUAAUAUUUUGUGUAGUACUGAACUUGGAAACUGGUAAAGAAAAUUGUUUGUUUGGCAUUAGCAAUAAGACUACUCAAAUUAACCAAAGAGCAGAUAUACUUUUAAUAUUUAAGCAGUAACUAAAUUAUGUUCCGGGAUAUCUGCCAUUACAGUAAUCUCGCUUGUUAAUUAAUAUGUAGGAUAUCAUGGAACUGAAUUGUGUUGCUGAACACAGUUUUUCAUACUGUUUGUCUACUUGGGUUGGUUCAUUUGUUGUUUGACACAAGAAUGUGAUAUUCGGUGGGACUGACCGUAAGAGAAAUUAUUCACUCACAACUAUUUACAAUAAUGCUUGAUUAUAAGUCAUUUAAAUUUGCAGAUAAGAUGUAGAUAUAAAAAGAUGAGAAUAUGUUAAAUGUUUACAGUAUUUUGAGUAUUUAUGAAUCUGAAAUGUAUACUUAUGUAGGAUCAUAUAACAUUCAAAUAAAAAUUAUUCAAAAAGUU
This is a messenger RNA of Leptinotarsa decemlineata (Colorado potato beetle), 3265 nucleotides long. RefSeq names its product protein lifeguard 1. NCBI's taxonomy places the organism in Eukaryota, Metazoa, Arthropoda, Insecta, Coleoptera, Chrysomelidae. The record is from RefSeq and is a predicted model, not a curated record. Gene Ontology annotation, cellular component: membrane.